GUCCUCGAAACCACCUCCUGCUUCACACAGAGAGAACAACACGUCCCCCUCUGCCACCAACAUCCACACGCUCAUACUGAUGCCGUGAUCAGGCUUGAAGAAGCCUGAUGUGUUAACUCGAGUGUUCCUUAGACAUACAGAUGCCUCUUCCUCACUCCCACUCCUUCACUCGAGGGCACUGAGGUGAAAAAAAAAACCCCGGGUGCUAUUAAUAGCUGGAUGCCAGACCAAGCUGAUGGACAGCGCUGAAGUCAAACUCUUGUCUAACAUUAUUUAAAUCCUGCCUUCAGUUCUUUUCGGACUAUUCCUUUUUUUUUCCCUCUCUGAGCCUAAACUUGGACUUCAGUGGAAGAUUUCCAACUCUGGUUUUGGGUGGAAACAGCCUUUCCCAUUUGACGAUGCAGUUUUUUUUUUCCCCCUCCUUGCUCACGUAAUUGCUUGCGUAUUAGCACUAAUUGGAGGUAGGAGGUUAUUGGAACUUACUGGAUCAACCCGCGAUGGAAUGGAGCGUGUGGGUUGCAGGAGCUGAGGAGACCUCCCUUUGCUUGGUUGACGAGUUCUGGAGACCUUAUUUCGCCUCGGCUCCACUCUUGGACCUUCAUGAACAAGAAGAGGGAUUAGUAUAUUCAGACUUGGCUCAGCCUAUUGAGCAUAUUUAGCCUCAGCUCAACUCCUCUGGAUCUUCAUGCUCUCUAGUUUGAUCGAUUCCCUUUUAGGAUGCGGCGCUUUGCCAAGCUCAAAAAAACCUUCCCGUUUCUUGCACAUUUCCAUGUGUACAAAAAGCUGGGCAGCAGCAUGCAGUGUGAAGAAGGUACCGAGUGGCUCCUGGAGCUGCUGAUGGAGGUCCAGCUGCAGCAGUAUUUCCUGCGAAUCCGCGACGACCUCAACGUCACGCGCCUGUCACACUUCGACUACGUCAAGAACGAGGACCUCGAGAAGAUCGGAAUGGGUCGACCCGGACAGAGACGGCUGUGGGAGGCGGUGAAGAGGAGAAAAGUGAUGUGUAAGCGCAAGUCUUGGAUGAGUAAGGUGUUCAGUGGGAAGAGGCCAGACGGGGAUUUCCAGCCACAGGCGACCAGCACUUUCCGGAAGCUUUCGAGCAGUCCUCCACCUGCAGACAGCCAGCAACAGGCACUCACCUGCCUGAUCAGCGAGAAAGAGCUGGUGCUGUGCGAGAAGCUCGGAGACGGCUCAUUCGGCGUGGUGAAGCGUGGAGAGUGGGUCACCCCGGGGGGAAAAGUGUUGAAUGUGGCAGUGAAGUGUCUGAAGACGGAUGUCCUGAACCAGCCAGAUGCUCUGGACGACUUCAUCCGUGAGGUCAACGCCAUGCACUCACUCGACCACCAGAACCUCAUCCGUCUCUACGGAGUCGUCCUCACACACCCCAUGAAGAUGGUAACAGAGCUGGCUCCUCUUGGCUCUUUGCUGGAUCGUUUGCGGAAGACCCAGGGCCACUUCCUCAUCUCCACUCUGUGCCAUUACGCCAUCCAGAUCGCUAAUGGUAUGGCCUACCUGGAGACCAGGCGCUUCAUCCACCGCGACCUAGCUGCCCGCAACAUCCUGCUGGCCUCCAGCGAGCUCGUCAAGAUCGGAGACUUCGGCCUGAUGAGGGCGCUGCCCAGCAACGAUGAUCAUUAUGUCAUGCAGGAGCACCGCAAGGUCCCUUUCGCCUGGUGUGCCCCAGAGAGCCUGAAGACACGCACCUUUUCCCACGCUACGGACACGUGGAUGUUCGGGGUAACUCUGUGGGAGAUGUGUACCUACGGUCAGGAGCCGUGGCUCGGCCUCAACGGCAGUCAGAUCCUCCAUAAGAUCGAUAAGGAGGGUGAGAGGCUGCCAAAGCCUGAGGACUGUCCCCAGGAUAUCUAUAACGUCAUGCUGCAGUGCUGGGCGCAGAAACCUGACGACAGGCCGACGUUCAUGGCUCUCCGAGAGUUCCUGGUGGAGACCAUGCCGACUGACAUGAGGGCGUUGCAGGACUUCGACGAGCCUGACAAGCUGCACAUCCAGAUCAAUGACGUCAUCACGAUCAUCGAGGGCAGGGCGGAGAAUUAUUGGUGGCGAGGGCAGAACAAGCGCACACUGAAGGUGGCUCAGUUCCCCAGGAACGCAGUCACCUCUGUAGCCGGAUUGUCAGCUCAUGACAUCAGCCGGCCGCUGAAGAACAGCUUUAUCCACACGGGCCACGGAGACACCAACCCUCAACGCUGCUGGGGCUUCCCGGAUCGGAUAGACGAUCUGUAUUUGGGGAACCCCAUGGACCCGCCGGAUGUCCUCGGGCUGGAUAUGAAUGCUCCCAGGCCCACACAGCUUCCUGGGCGAGCCAGAAAGCCGAACUAUGACCCAGUUACAGAAGAUGAAGACCUGACGUCCUCUGGCCUGAGGCGCCUCUCAUUAAAAAAGCCCAACACAAAGGGCCUGAAACUAAAGCCGUCAGCUUGGAUUUCAGCCACCAAGCUGAGCGAUCGGUCCAUUUAUGGCCUCCGAAGUCCAGGAGGUGGUACUCCCACUGAGGUCUCUCUUAUAGACUUUGGAGAGGAAAUGUUCUCUUCGACCCCCUCUCCUGUUGUAGAGUCCCAGGUCCCUAGUCUCGCUAGACUCGCCCUCGAGGCAGAGAAUAUCUUGGACUGUACCCCACCCCAGAGUCCAUCCCGGUCUCUGCCUCGGCCGCUCCACCCCACCCCGGUGGUAGACUGGGACUCGAGACCUCUUCCUCCUCCUCCAGCAUAUGACGACGUAGCGCAGGACGAAGACGACAUUGAGGUAAGCUCGAUCAACAGCACAGAGAUGAGAGUUCCUGAAGAACCAGGCUCUCCUCAUGCCUCCUGCAGUCCUGCGUACGAGGAUAAACUCCGAGCAGAGGAUGAUCUCUUCCUCCCCUGCAGGCAGAGCCGGUCUCGCACCUUCUCGCAAUCAGCUGAGAUUUUCCAGGAGCUCCAGCAGGAGUGCAUGAGGCGUCUGAAUGUCCCCGUAGGCUCCAUAAGUCCUGAUCCCUACCACCAGAUCUUCCUGUCCCCCUGUGAGGACAAGCCCCAGGUCCCACCUCGAGUCCCGAUCCCACCUCGACCUCCAAAAAGCACAGGAAGCGACUGUCCACGAUGGUCACUUGACCUGUCUCCAGCUUCAUGUGGCGAGGAUGAGAAGACACGUCCGCCCCAAAUUCCCCCGAGGGAUCCGCUGUCUCAGCCGGGCUCUCGCACGCCCAGCCCCAUGAACCGUACCACACACUACCUCUCCACCUCGCCAGGCAAACUGAUGCCCACCACACAGAGCUUUGCCUCUGAUCCCAAAUAUGCUGCGCCCAAAGUUAUCCAGGCUCAGGGCAAAGACAAGGAAGCAGCCAAAGGACCCUGCAUACUGCCCAUUGUCCGAGACGGCAAGAAAGUGAGCAACACGCACUACUACCUGCUGCCUGAGAAGCCCACGUACCUAGACCGUUACGACAAGUUCUUCAAAGAGGCUGAAGAGGACGAGAGGAGGCCGGUCAACACGGCUACAGUCCGACCCAUGGUGCAGCAGCAGGGAGACACAAAAGCAAACUUCUCCUGCAACAAUAACUGCAGCCUUCCAGCCAGAGCAGGCAUGAAGAACUCUCUGAGCCUGAACAAAGUCAGCACUGAAGGGUCAGGCAGCAGAGCGGAAGGAGCAGCUCAUCCUGAUAGAGUUAAACUGGUGCAGGAAGCGGUGCACGGAGUAACGAUUGAGGAGUGUCAGACGGCCCUGCAGAACCACAGCUGGAACGUACAGAGGGCUGUGCAUUAUCUGAAGGUGGAGCAGCUCUUCUGUCUGGGUCUGAAGCCCAGGGUGGAAUGUCAUAAGAUCCUGGAGAUGUGUGACUGGAACCUGGAGCUGGCCAGCACUCAGCUUUUAGACUCCUACGGCUCAGUUAAACAGAGGCGAUGAGGAAGCUCCACAGAUGAGCACGUAGUCUUCGUCGUCUUCAUCUUCCUCAUCAAAGACUGAACUGAAGGGUGUCUAGAGAACACUAGGAACGAGAGUCUCAUCCUCCCAAAGCUGGAGUUCCCUCUCUGCUAUACCCUAGGGACUCGCGUUGUCUGCGUGUAUUCUCACACCCGAGCGUCGUCCUCCAGAAGCUCUUCUCAAGGUGCACUACUGAGUUCAGAGGUCAAACGUCCAUUGAUUUUGAAUUUUUUUUUCUCUCACUCUGUCUUGGACAGAAAAAAGGUUGAAACCAAAGUGCUGCUGUUCCUUUCAAGUUUUUAUUUGUAUUUUAUUUUAUACAGAGAUUUAUUUGAUAAAUAAUAAAAGGAGACUAUCAGAUGGAGAACUCUGAGAUAGUGUAUCAGGAGUGUAUAUAUUUUCAGAGUUUAGUUGUAGAGUUUGUAUUUGUCCAUUUCAGUCCAGUUUAUUGAAGUUGUUUGUUCAGUGUUGUGUUCUUUCCUUAUUUCUUUGUUUUUCCUGCUUUUUUUUUUAAUAUUCCAUCCAAACCUGUUGCGUUAAACCUUUUGACCCUGUGUUUGCAUUAAUUCCCAAUUUCCUUUAAUUCAGAUCAGAUUUCUAGCAAUAAUUCCAUCAAAUUAUUCACAACAUGUUCCUUAUACCUUUUAACCAAUCACUGCUGUCUGAUGUCAUCAGUGUUUACAUCUCACUCCUCCCACUCCUGAUUGCUUUCUCUAGGGGCUACGUUGCAUAUCUGAACAUUUUAUCUCACAAAAUGUGUUCACUUGUUGAAAAUGUUUUAAAAUAAAAAUCGGCUGUACUUAGUUUUUCGAAAUAAUUUAAUCUCAAAUGAACACUCACUAACUUUUUAAAAGCUCCUUAAAACGAAUUUUGCGUUCCGCAUUUCAGUUCAGGAAUAUUAAAUAAACAAUCUUGGAUUUAUUAAAAAUAUUGAAGCAGCUAGGGUAGUACAGGAUUGUGCUUAGUCUAACCUAGCUACUCAUACAGAGUACUAUGAGUGCUCUUGGUGUGUACACUGAUGUCAUCGAGUGGAAGGAUUUGGUUGAAGUAAAUGCUGUUCCUAGAACAACAGAGGAAUCCCUGAACAUGUCGUAUUUCAGGUGGAGGGAAAAAAAAUCGCAGAAAAUCCAAAUGAUUUUGCUCAAAUUGAUCAAAAGUACAGCUUGAUUUGUUCGACGUCGACAAAAUUCUCUGAGAAGUAACGCUGUUUUUUGUGUGUGUGUGUGUGAGAGAUAUAUAUACACACAGCAGACUAUACAGGGCUAGUGUGUGUUUUAGCAAAAAUAAAAUCGACAAGGAUUUAAAAAGAAACAAAACGUAGCUAAUAUUAAUAAAGUGUGGCGAGCUAGUUACGUCUAUUUAAUACGGACACAAGACGGCAAGUUUUUGGACGUGGGGUUUUGUUUUUUCAUCUCGCACCUGAAACAUUAAGAUGCAUCAAAGAGUGUUAUCAAUAAAUAGACAAACCAAAUAAGUUUUGUUUUUUGGGGAAAAAAUCAAUAACAAGUAGGGGUUUUUUUUCUUCGAUUUUUGAGUGAAGUUAAAAAAAAAAAGCGGACCAACUGUGUCUUCUUGUCUACCAGCCAGCGAUCAGUAAAAACAACUAACUUGGGCACUUCAUCUUGUCUUGGACACCGAGGCUACUCAUCUGUCCACACCUGCUAUAUAUUGAUAUUAGAUACUGGAUAUUUUUAUACUUAGAAUCUAGUCACAAACAAGAAACACACAGAGAUCGACAGCAGUGACGUGUCACUUGUCAGUGUGAACACAGGGUUAAAUUUAAAGGGCAGAAUAUUGCUCACACUUCCUCCGUGUGCCUCCUGGUGCUCUGUAUCAGACAUCUAUACGUUACCAGACCGAAUAGAAAAAGAUUGUUGCUGGGAGAAAAAUUCCAUGGACAGAUGGCACAUUCAUACAGUUUUAAUACGGUUCAGUGUUAAGCACAAACUGAGCGAACGAACGGUUUUAAAGGAAUACUCGAGCAUUUUUCAACCUUGUGUGUGUGUGUGAAGAUCUGUUUCAAUGCUGGAAAAGACCUGAAAACUCGGAAAGAGCUUGGAAAGUUAAAUUGCGUCAACACGCUUCAUAUUUAAGUUAUUCCAUGAAAUCAAGUUGUAUAUGAGCUGAUAGCCCUAUAAUCCAUGUACGACCAGAUUGAGUGGAAUAACUGUUUUAUUCUAUCCACAUUCACUGGAUUUUGAGAAACGGAGCAUUUUUAUUUUUUGCAAAUUCGAUAAAUAAAAACUUUGUACAAAAUGUCUGACAAAAUAAUUUCCGCUUAGAAUGUAAACAAACUGGUGAAAUGACAGGAGCAAUUUGUGAAAAAUGCAAUAAUAAUUCUUGAAAUUUAAAAAAAAAAAAGAUGUGUUCUUACCAUCAAACACCUUUCAUUCCUUUUUUUUGGUAUUUUUUGGAGUUUUGUUUUUGAGUAGUUUUUCUUUCAUCCUCGGUUGGUUCAGCGACACGCUCCGCCAUUUUGUUUUUCUCUACUCAUGGUAUAUGAGCGGAUAUCCUAGUAGUAGAAUAGCCAAUCAGAGCGCACGAUUGCUCAUAUCCAGAGGAUGUGGAUAGAAUCAUACUGUAUAUAACAAACUACGGUUAUUACAUUCUAACAAAUAUAAAUAUUCUUAUGGAGUUUUAUCCGACUUUUCAGUUUGAAAAUUAAGAACCAAUUCUGGUUAUUUGCGCUGCUUCUUCUGAUGGGUUUGUGGCAUCCAGGCCCCAUCAGAUCACUUCAAUGCUUGUUAGAAUUUUAUUAUUAUUGCAAAUUUCUUCUCAUCCUUCUGCAGACUUGGAGCUUAAUUUGUGAAUUAAUUUUGACGACAAAAAGUUCUAAAUAUUUUUAAUAUCCAGACAGUUUUUUUCAGUAUAGAGAAACAUUCAUUCUUGUGCCUUUCUUUUACACGACAGAUGUAAUGGAUAAAGAUGAGGUUGGAAAAUGUUUGUCGAGUAUUCUUUUAAUUUAAAACUAAUAUCUACAUGCUGUUCCACCCUGAUCAUUGUUUGAACUUUCCCCACUUACCUUCGACUGCUUUCACAUCUUUUUUUAAACCACCAGUGCACAUAUUACAUUUUUUAAACUAAAUGAAUAAUUUUAUUGUACAAAAUACAGUACUGUGCAAAAGUCUUAGGCAGCCCCCCCAGUACAAACUUUGUUAUAGAUUUCUAUUUCACGACUUCGUUAUUGAGUCUAAACAUCACAAAAAUGUUUGAGUUCCAAACAUUCGGUUUUUUUCCAGCACAAAAUUAAAUGUGUAUCUGCAAUCUGAGCAGCAUAUUACAUUCGAUAAGAGAGCACUUUCAGAUUAAAAAAGAAAACACAAUGAAGGCUGCUGGGUUUUGGUGUAAAAUGAAGACGUGAGUGUGAUAGUCAAAGUGUCCAGAAGAACUGGGGCUGGUUCUGUAAGAUGCUCAGUAAAACCUACAGCUCAUUUCCGCAUAAAACUGCACUCACUGGAUGUGAGAUGACCAUUUCCCCCUUUUUAAAAAAAAAAAAAAAGCAAAGGGUCGUCUCACACCAAAUAUUGACUUUAUUUAUAGUAUUUUUUCAUGUUGAAACAUUAAACAUUAAUUUCAUUAUUUUUAAGCCAUUUUUGGUCGACAGCAUUUCUUUGCAUGUGUCUAAGCCUUUUGCAAAUCAAGUUUGUAGUCCAGCCAAGUUCCUCUUGCUUAAUCUGUUAAACUCUUAACCUCCUCUAAAUGUUACUCCAGUUCUCUCGUUGAAACGACAUCUUCAGCACUUUUUAAAGUUGACGUCAGUCAGCAGUGUUCUGGCAAACUUUGUUUAAAAGCACCCCGAGAUGUUAAAAAGCGCUUCGUCUAGUUUCGGGUACUUUCUGAAUUCCUGCUCUGCAGUAAUAAUCAGGUCGACGUCGUUGUUGUUGGGGACCAGCGUUAGAGAUAAUGAACCAUACAUACAAUCAAGCACAUAAAGCAAUUUCACACUCACUGUAUAGUCUUGGACUCAUUUUAUUCCCCUGAUAGCGUGUAUUGUGUCGGACCUGUAGUGUUGGUGUCUAGCACAGAAUAAUCACAAUAACCAUGUCGUCACCCCUGAUCAAACGGAUUAAUCAGCCUCCAUUAUGCUGUAUUUAUGAGACUGAAAUGACUUUGUUGCUAUUUUCUCCACGUCGUCAUCGUUGCCCUCCUGUUCUGGCUUUAUCCUUCUGUUCGCUCUUCCACCUUCCUGUUACUGUAUUGUACUGUUUAAGUUCUGUAAAAGGUAUGUUCAUGCAGAUAUAUAUAAUACGAUACAUAUUUUUUAUUAAAAUUAACGAUUUUUAUCUUUUUCUAUAA
Messenger RNA from Neoarius graeffei (lesser salmon catfish), 8217 nucleotides. It is a transcript of the gene tnk2b, whose product is annotated as tyrosine kinase, non-receptor, 2b. The transcript is spliced from 14 exons. Gene Ontology annotation, molecular function: protein tyrosine kinase activity; protein serine/threonine/tyrosine kinase activity; protein binding. Gene Ontology annotation, biological process: signal transduction; negative regulation of epidermal growth factor receptor signaling pathway; regulation of keratinocyte differentiation. The record is from RefSeq and is a predicted model, not a curated record. Lineage: Eukaryota; Metazoa; Chordata; Actinopteri; Siluriformes; Ariidae. Bases 718 to 3903 code for a protein of 1061 amino acids. Gene Ontology annotation, cellular component: extrinsic component of cytoplasmic side of plasma membrane.